Rhipicephalus sanguineus (brown dog tick) is the source of this 1464-nucleotide messenger RNA. RefSeq names its product acetylcholine receptor subunit beta. Bases 43 to 1245 code for a protein of 400 amino acids. Gene Ontology annotation, molecular function: neurotransmitter receptor activity; extracellular ligand-gated monoatomic ion channel activity; transmembrane signaling receptor activity. Gene Ontology annotation, cellular component: neuron projection; synapse; membrane. Gene Ontology annotation, biological process: monoatomic ion transmembrane transport; signal transduction; chemical synaptic transmission. Lineage: Eukaryota; Metazoa; Arthropoda; Arachnida; Ixodida; Ixodidae. The transcript has 8 exons. The record is from RefSeq and is a predicted model, not a curated record.
AACAAGAUGGCGUCACUUGCCUGCUGACGGUCGACACGCGAAAUGCGAAUGCUUCGGCUGCAAGAAUGUUCUGUCGUUUUGUGUUACUUCGUUUUGUGCCUUGCACAAGCGCUCGACAAUCGUGCGGAGCAGACGAAGCGUAUAAAAGAUAACAUCACGAAUACCGCCAAAUACAGGAGGACGGCGAGGCCGCAGACUACCGCUAAUGAAACGACCGUUGUUUCAUUCGAACUGAAAGCCGUCAGUGUCCCCUGUCUGACACCAAGGCGCCGUCACCUGUUCCUGAACGCAUUCAUUUGCCUGUCGUGGAGAGACAAGCGUGUCGGCUGGGAUCCCAAGAAUUACGGAGGUGUGGAUAGCGUAUUCCUCAACUCAAGCGAGAUAUGGACGCCAUCGAUAAUCGAACUUUCUCCUUUGGAGUUGAGUAGGCCCAGGGACGCCAUGGUGUCACUCACCAGUGCCGGGGAGGCUACAUGGUGCCCGCUCUACUCCAUCAGUGGGAUAUGCGAGACGGACAUGAGCGACUUUCCCUUCGACCGGCACAGUUGCCACGUGGCCUUCACCAACGCUAUGUCGCAGGAGAAGGAUGUCAACCUGACGCUGGCGGGCCAGCCGACACUUCCCGAACAGGAACACUCGGAGUUUGCAGUUCUCUCAAUAGAGGGCAAGAGGUCCCUGCUGAGUUUCCAAAUGGGCGAGUUCGAGUAUCCCGAGAUCUCGUUCCACGUGCUGCUGGAGAGGCGAACGUCGCUGCACCUGUUCACCGUCCUGCUGCCCACCGUCGCUGUGGUUCUGCUCUCGCUGCUAGUCUUCUGGCUUCCGCCAGAGUCGGAGCGCAAGCUCACUCUCGUUGGAGCCGCCCUGCUGAUGUCACUGCUUCUGCUAUACCGAGCGGACGAGACCGUCUCCUAUUCGGGAAAAGUGCCUAGGAUUGUCAAAGUUGUUGGAGGCGGGGUCUUGAUGAACGCCCUCAUCGCGGCCAGCGCUGUCCUGAGCACAAACAUGGCACGGAGUCCACCGUCCUGCGCGCUUCCCGUGUUCCUCGUGAAGUUAUCGGAGUUCGUGGCCCACCGGCUGCCCUGUCCCUGUCCUGCAGGCCGAUCGGGCAUCGGGGACGACGAGGGAGGCGUACAGAACAAGUCCUUCAACAACGCCGUGGCCCGCGAGUGGUACACGGCGGCUCGAGCUCUGGACCGUGUUCUAGGACUCGUAUUCACGGCUGCUUAUGUAGUACUAUGCCUGUGACUUUCCCUUGCGAUGAUCCUGAACAUAAGACUAAACACUGCAGCAAGUCGACACACACUGCAAGGCGUUGUGUUUGUCGCACGGCUCAGUUGCAUCUGCAACGCAGUGUACCGUUUCGGAAAAUCUGAAGAUCAGUCAAGUUGCUUUUAAAAGGCCAUGAUCUAAGCAGACUACUAUCUAUGUUCUUGGAAGGCAACGUGUCUACAUGCAGAUCCCAUG